Molecule: messenger RNA, 933 nt
Organism: Diaporthe amygdali
Lineage: Eukaryota; Fungi; Ascomycota; Sordariomycetes; Diaporthales; Diaporthaceae
Exons: 2
Coding region: 1-933 (310 amino acids)
Cellular component (GO): mitochondrion
Source: RefSeq, a predicted model, not a curated record
AUGGAAAAAGAGUCGAGGAACAUCAGCCCCUCAAACGGCCAUGAAGACAUCUGCUUUCAGCGUCAUAUGGUGGCGGAUACUAUAGCCGCAAUAACAUCAGCCGCUAUUAUUGCCCCCAUCAUUACAGCUACAGACAGGUCUGUGGUUGAGAGUGUGUCAACAUCAAGCCCGUUGCUUAAAACGCUGGCAAAGCAUCUCCUCUGCCCGUUCAUCAAUCCACGCCGCUUCUUCGCGACUAAGCCCGUCUUUGUAGUGUGGACUCUGUACGCAGCAACUUAUUUCACGGCCAACGUGACAGAGACGGUGUCUGAAAAGUAUUUCGCAAUCGAGAAGGCGCUGACCGGGACUAUCGUCUCCUCGGCCGUGUUCAUAGUCAACACACCCCUCGGCGUCUGGAAGGACGUCCGCUUCUCGCAGUUCUUUAGCACGCUCCAGGAGCCCGCGGCGCAGACAACGACGACCAAAACAUCACGCGUCGCAGCAUCAGCGCAAACAGGAGCCGGGAGCCCCAAAGCUGCCUCGCCCCAGAUCGGUGGAGCUCGGAAGGUGCCCCUCUCGGCGACGGGGGCUUUCCUCCUGCGCGAUAUUAUUACUGUCUUUGGCUCCUUUGCCCUCGCGCCCCAGGUGUCGGCUAUCAUCCCCGACGCCCUGGCCCGCACCGAGAAAGCCAAGGCGUCGGCCGCCCAGUUGAUCGUCCCUGCCCUGACGCAGGUCGUGGCCACACCUGUGCACCUCCUCGCCUUGGACAUAUACAACCGGCCGGGGCGCCUCGGGUUCGCGGGUCGAGCCGCGAAGACGCGGGAGAAAUUGGCUUCGACCACGGUCAUGCGUGCUUUCCGACUGGUCCCGGCAUUUGGAUUCGGAGUCAUCUUCAACAAUCAUUUGCGUUCCUCUCUGAAAGCCGGCGGUGCUUGGGAUGAGCAAGCACCAUGA